Messenger RNA from Theobroma cacao (cacao), 1049 nucleotides. Its product is annotated as copper transporter 2-like. Gene Ontology annotation, cellular component: plasma membrane. Gene Ontology annotation, biological process: copper ion transmembrane transport. Gene Ontology annotation, molecular function: copper ion transmembrane transporter activity. NCBI's taxonomy places the organism in Eukaryota, Viridiplantae, Streptophyta, Magnoliopsida, Malvales, Malvaceae. The record is from RefSeq and is a predicted model, not a curated record.
UUACCAUUGAAUCACAGCAUGACUUGUAAAACCUCUCUUACCACCAAUUUCCUCCAAUAUCCUGGAUUAACUUUUGGGUUAUUGUGAAGACGGUUGUCUUUUCUUGACGAUUCAAUUGCAGGUAUUGAAAGCCCCCAAUCCCAUUGACAUGUACUGCACAUAACACAACUUCCAAUGUAUUAUCAUCUCAUUUAGAGUUGCGUAACAGCAGCCUUCUUUAUAAACCAAGCAAAAUACAAGAGAUUUUGCUGUUCCACCGCAUAAAAAACCUCCCCCAAACUCACAAAGCUCCCAAGUCUCCAGGUCCAGACUCACAGACAGAUUCUAGAAUUGAGAAAGAGCCAUGGAGAAUAUGAAUCAUGACCACAUGAAUGGCAUGAACGACGAGUCAGCUGCUGGAGGGACGAUGCACCACCACAUGAUGAUGAUGCACAUGACCUUCUUUUGGGGGAAAAACGCUGAGAUUCUCUUCUCGGGAUGGCCUGGCACAAGAACUGGCAUGUAUGUCUUGGCCCUGAUUGUUGUCUUUGUGCUUGGUUUCAUGGUUGAGUGGAUCUCUCACUCCCAAUUGAUCAAGCCUGGCUCAACCCAUGUGGCCGCUGGUGUUGUUCAGACUUUGUUGCAUGCUUUGAGGGUUGGUCUUGCAUAUUUGGUGAUGCUAGCUGUCAUGUCUUUCAAUGGGGGUGUCUUCUUGGCUGCCGUGGCUGGGCAUACUCUGGGGUUUUUGUUAUUUGGCAGUAGAGUUUUCAAGAAAUCCUCAGCCCCUGCCCCUGGAAAAACAUCUGAUCUUCCUCCUACCAGUUGUUGAACACAAGAAUUGAUUUCAGUUUCUUCACGGUGAAUUUGUCUCCUUUAUUAGUCUCUUUUGUGUUUGUCUUCUUCUUCUUAAAGUACCCCUUCUUUCUUUAUGAAUCCAUGAUGUAAUUUCUGAAAGUAAUGUACACCUUAUGCUUUAUUUUUUCUUUCAAGUUGGACUUGUUUGUCUUAAUCUAUGCUUUGCUCUGUAUUUGUUUGUCAAUUGAUAAAAAGGAAAUCUAUAGAUUGCUUAA